AUGGUAUACACAACUACUGUCAGACCAUUUGCCUCUUUCAUCGCAGUAGAAGAGCCCGAAUGUCUUACCAAAGGAUCAGCUUUACAAGUUACCCCCCAUUGCGUCGAUCCCUUAUACAAUGGGGUCAUUAUCGACCAAGAAGUAGAUGUCGAGCUUCCAAUCCCCCAUCGCAGAAUCUCUGGUUAUUUUGAUGGCACAAGUAUCGAUUUCAACAUCUAUCUUCCCAAGACGAACUUCCAGGGCCGAUUCUUCCAAUUAGUGUUUCCUACCCAGAACUCGACCGCCUCGGACCGCACAAUCGGCUUUGGUGCUGAUAGCGGGGGAUAUACAAACCAUGUCAAAGGAGGUGGCGGGUACCGUGCUGAUGCGGCCGUCGCAAAACUGUCGAGACGCAUUGCUGCUGAUCACUACGACUACAAGGACAAGAUCUAUGGUUAUGUGUAUGGUGGAAGUGGCGGUUCUUUCGUUACUGUUGGUGCCAUCGAGAACACAUUUGAUGUCUGGCAGGGUGCUGUUCCCUUAGUCCAGGCUGUUCCCGUGUCGAAUCCGAACAACUUCUGUAUCCGAGCUUUUAGCCAGGUUGCUUUGGACUCUGUCGCAGGAUUUAUUAUUGAUUCAGUUCGCCCAGGUGGAAGCGGCGAUCCAUUCUCUGUGUUGGACCCAAUGAGGAGGGAUGUACUGCAGGAAGUUACACGUCUUGGGAUCCCACUCAGGAGCUGGGAGGACUUUGAUGGGGUUGUCCUUAACAGAAGUCAGCUAUGGGCAACGAUGCGAAAGAUGACGGUUCCUCUUAUCCGGUCAUUCGACCCUACAUACUCCAGCGACUUUUGGACUAAACCUGGAUACCUUGGAAUGGAAAAGUCGGACCUUGGCGACUUUUGGAGAAGCUCAGUCUACGAGCUCAAUGCAACAGUUGAAGAAGUGAUAGCUGAAUCGAAUGGAGUGCCAGCUAGCUUUGCACUUAACAGAGUUACCGGUACACCUCCGCCUCAUGGCCUUGCUUUUGAGAUCAUAUCCGCGUCAAACAACAAAAGCCUCGGACAAUUCACAGCCACUCUUGACGGACCUUCAAAAAUUGCAACAAUUCAUCCAGAGAAUAAUGCGGCCAUUGUCAAAUUAAUUUCGGAAGGAACUCUGCUCAGGAUUGACAAUCGGGCAACCCUAGCAGCGUCUUCGUACCACAGACAUCAGAUACCAACCGAAGACGGAUUUUAUUCCUGGGACUACUUGCUGAAAUCAGAUGGUUCGCCAAAAUAUCCUCAACGCCCAGUUUAUACCGCAGGAAGGUUGUCACGGGGAGCUAGCGGCGGCGGCACCCAUACCGGCAAUACAACAGGCAAGGUGAUUGUCUUGGAUACUCUUCUGGAUUAUGACGCUUUUCCGUGGCAUGCAGAUUGGUACAGAAACAAGGUAAAGAAAUCGCUGGGUAACCGAUUUGGCGAUGAGUACAGACUUUAUUUUGCCGAUAACGCCGAUCACCAGAUGGGCGAGGUGCCGAAAUCCUUGACAAAUCGACUUGUUGACUUUACUGGGAUUUACGAACAGCACCUCAGAGAUCUCAGUGCAUGGGUUGAAAGUGGCAAGGAGCCUGUGGCACAAACAGUCUACUCUGUCAAAGAUGGCCAAGUUCUGAUCCCCAAGACAGCGGCGGAACGUAACGGUCUUCAAGCAGUAAUUGACUUGACAGCCGAAGGAAAAUCGAAGGCAUCAAUUGGGAUGGGGCAUUUAAUUACGCUGAAAGCUCAUGUUGAACUUCCUCCUGGAGUUGGAUCAGUCACCUCUGUGGAGUGGGAUUUUGAAGGUAGUGGCUAUUUCGUCAAAGGUGGCUUUGACAAGGGAAAGACGUCAAUGGAGGUGACUGUUUCGACCAAGUUCAAUCGAGUAGGAGUCUACUACCCUGCAGUUCGCGUUGGGGUCCACCGGGACGGAAAUACUAAGUCAGCUUAUGCCCAGGUCCUAAAUCUUGGCCGGAUGAGAAUUACGGUUCAUUAG
Messenger RNA from Fusarium venenatum, 1992 nucleotides. RefSeq lists its product as uncharacterized. The record is from RefSeq and is a predicted model, not a curated record. NCBI's taxonomy places the organism in Eukaryota, Fungi, Ascomycota, Sordariomycetes, Hypocreales, Nectriaceae.